UCCUCCUCACACCUGAGGUGUUUUCACAGUUUUGUGUGGGGCGCGGCAGAGUCAGUUGCCUUCCUGGCCGCUGCGAGGGAACCGGGAGGACUUCCUGCGUCCCCCGCACCUGCAGCGGAAGUGCAAGCGCAGUGUCUUGAGUCAGCGCGUUACCGACCUUCUGCAGCUAGUCUGUCCUAGUCUCACGCGUGGGUCCGUGUGGUGGAAGGGAAGGCGGCCCGGCAGCGUUAAAAUGUGGCCCUGCCCCAGCUCUAGCUGCUCCCCCUUACCUGUGUGUCCGCGGGCGAGCCGGCGGUUGCUCCGCUUCCCCGCUUAGGCUGGUUUGCCCAGGCCGCUGUGAGAAUUUAGCGGGAGAAACGCGGAGCUGGCAGCGCAAAGCUCAGCGUCUGGAGCCCAGAGCUCUCUGUUCCAGACGCACGGUUUGGGGAGAAAGGGCGGAAACUUUCGCCAGAGACUGUUCUGUUCCAGAGCAUGAGUUGCACCAGGUCAAAAUUAGAAUCGAAGCCGGAGACAAACAGUAUCAGUGUGGCUGGGAGGCCGGCAGCAGGGUCUCGGGAAACUGAAGGGGGCCAGAGAAGUGGGGCGCAGCACCGGUGACCCCGUCUCCACAGGGUUGGUGGUUUCCCCCGACCACGUUGUUUCUAGGCGCUUCCUCAGGUGUUGGGAGCUGGACUGUGACUCAGGGAAGGGGACUGUGGCCGAGCUAAGGAGGUCACGCUUCGUGUAAUGUCACGUCCAGAUCUCAUGGCAUCACCAAGCCCCCAGCUGCUGGUGGCCGGGGGGGGGGGGGGGGGGGGGGGAAAGAGAAAGGGUCCGCCUCGCGCUGUGUGUCUUCACCUAGCGGGAGAGGUGCUGGCCGUGGCCCGCGGGCUAAAGCCGGCUGUUCUCUAUGACUGCAACUCUGCCGGUGUAUUGGCGCUCCAGAGCUAUCUGGAGGAGCUGCAGGGCCUGGGCUUCCUGACACUGGGACUUCACGUCCUUGAGAUUGGGGAGAGUAACCUCAUUGUCAACCCCGAGCAUGCCUGCGGGCAUUUGGAGCAGGUACUGCUGGGUACCACAGCUUUAGUGGAUGUUUCCUGCUCCCGGCCUCAUCCUUCUGUCUGUUCGCUGGACCAGCUCCAGGACUUGAAAUCUGCCCUGACUGAGAUCAUCACACAUUUUCAAGGACUGCGGAGGCAUGUGUCUCCGGGAGUCUCCUACAGCAAGCUGCAUCCCUCAAACUGGAAUCUCUGCACUGUAUUUGGGAUACUCCUGGGCUAUCCUGUCGCUUACACGUUUCACCUGAGCCACGGAGAUGGCAACUGCUUAGCCAUGAUCCCCUUGCGGGUGUUCGCUGUCCAGAUUUCAUGGCUGCCUGGUCAACCUCCAAUUCUGCUCUACUCCUUUAGUGUUCCAGAGAGUUUGUUCCCAGCCCUGAGGAACUUCCUAAGCACCUGGGAGAAGGAGCUCGGAACCCGAUUUAGGACUCAGAAUGACUUUGGUGACCUCAGCAUCUCCUCUGAGAUAGUCACACUGCCUGCUGUGUCCCUCUGACUUAGCUCUGCCUGUUGAGAAGGUGAAUGCUUUUCUCCUGUGAUGAAGAUGACAAUCUGUCAUUUUAAAUUACAUCCUUUAUUUCAAUGUUUUUUUAUAUAUUUUCUUUAAAAUUUUUUAUUGAGUUAUAUAUGUAUUUUCUCACUCCCCUUCCCUCCUCUCCCCUCCUACCCUUCUCCCUUUCCCCCACGUUUUCUAUUUACUCAGGAGAUCUUGUCUUUUUCCCUUUCCUAGGCUGAUCCAUGUGUAUGUCUCUCUUAGGGAUCUCUUUGUUACCUUGGUUCCAUGGGGUUGUGCCUGCAGGCUGAUUGUCCUUUGCUUUGCAUCUAAUAUCCACUUAUGAGUGAGUACAUACUAUAUUUGUCUUUCUGGGUCUGAGUUACCUCACUCAGGAUGGCUUUGUCUAGAUCCAUCCAUUUGCCUGCAGAUUUC
Messenger RNA from Cricetulus griseus (Chinese hamster), 1965 nucleotides. The record is from RefSeq and is a predicted model, not a curated record. Lineage: Eukaryota; Metazoa; Chordata; Mammalia; Rodentia; Cricetidae.